AUGCCAGACCUGGCUGGCCUCUGCGCGGAUGCGCUACACCAACUCUUAACUAUGCUGCGCGAUGACUGGGUGGCCGGCGAUGAAUACCUAUUCAACACUGCCAGCCGCUGUAUCUUCUGCCCUAUGCUCGAUGCCGCACUGCCCCUCCUUCACGUUCCUAUCACUUCUUGGAGGGCGUAUAUUACCGUGCGCACGAUGAAGCCUUACAAUGCCCUCUGCAACAACACCAUUUUACGCCUUCCCAUUAUUGUGUUCACUCUCACCGCUUCUCUACCUCUGCUAAUGUCGCAAUUUCUCAAGAUCGCGAUUAAGGAAAUUCCUUUGAGGCAAGAACACGAAUAA
Messenger RNA from Colletotrichum truncatum, 342 nucleotides. RefSeq lists its product as uncharacterized. NCBI's taxonomy places the organism in Eukaryota, Fungi, Ascomycota, Sordariomycetes, Glomerellales, Glomerellaceae. The record is from RefSeq and is a predicted model, not a curated record.